AUGCCUCAGGACAUGCCGCCCGUUGGCGGCUACGAGCCCGUCCAGUACAAGCGCAACCUGCCCGCCCGCGGCUUCCGCCCGGCCGCCUACCUCGCCAUCAUGGGCGGCAUCAUGACCUACGGCUUCUGGCGCAUUGGCCAGGGCAUCCGGGAGCACAAUGAGCUCGCCCGCGAGAAGAUGUGGAGCCGCAUCCACCUGAUCCCGCUGCUGCAGGCCGAGGAGGACAGGGACCAGGUCCGGAGACAUCUCGCCAACCAGGCCCGCGAGAAGGAGCUGCUCGGUGCCGAGACCAAGGUCUUCAACAGCGACAGGUUCGUGAGGCCGUACUUCGCUGCUACGCCCAGGGAGUCCAACUAG
Molecule: messenger RNA, 357 nt
Organism: Lasiodiplodia theobromae
Lineage: Eukaryota; Fungi; Ascomycota; Dothideomycetes; Botryosphaeriales; Botryosphaeriaceae
Product: NADH-ubiquinone oxidoreductase
Exons: 3
Coding region: 1-357 (118 amino acids)
Source: RefSeq, a predicted model, not a curated record